AUGGCAAAAAUUAAGGCCUCCUACUUCCAUGGUGACAUCUGUCCAGCCUGGCUCUUGAAGAAGAAUGCAGAGCUGGUUGUGAACGACCUCCUGAUACUUGCCAAUCUUUCCCUAACUCAUGGCGUGUUUCCGGCCCGCUGGAAACAUGCUAUUAUUACACCAAUUUUAAAAAAGCCCAACUUGAACCCUGGCUGUCUUUCUAACUACAGACCCAUUCCUGCUAUAGGUUUCCUGGCCAAACUGGUGGAAUACGACAUUUUUCUCCAACUUCAAUCGUACUCAGAGACAAAAGGUCUGUUUCACGACCCGCAGUGCGGUUUCUGUCCGGGCCGUGGGAUUGAGCUCAUGGUCCUUUCUAACAGAGAGAAGCUGCUCGGGGUCAGGGAUGCGGGGGGAGCAGCUGCCUUGGUGCUCCUUGACCUCUCCGCGGCCUUUGACACUGUAAACCACGCUAUGUUGAUUGCCAGGCUUCGGGACGAGUUUCACAUUACCGGCUCUGCUUCACACUGGCUUUCAGACUUCCUCACCCACAGGACCUUUCAGGUUAAAACCGGUCCUUUCCUAUCUGCCAUCAGCACCCUGAGUUGUGGGGUGCCUCAGGGCUCGGCCCUGUCGCCAUGGCUAUUUAAUGUGUAUCUUCGGCCGUUUGCGAGUCUGCUGGACACCCAUGCAGUGUUUAAUCGGCUGUAUGCAGACGAUGUCCAGUUGUUCGUCGACAGCCUAUCCGACCCUGCUCCUGGUCUGCAGCUUGCUUCCUGCCUAUUAUACAUCAUACAGUGGAUGGAUCACAAUUCCCUUAGUCUAAAUGCUAAAAAGACAGAAAUUCUCAUCUCUGGACGUAUUGAUCCAGCUGUCUUUCUGGGGAACUGGCCCACGAGCCUUGGGCCGUGUCCUGUUCUGGUGAAUCAAGUCCGUGUCCUGGGGACAAUUUUUGACUGUAAUCUGAAUUGGAUACCCCAAAUCAAUCAAUGUAUCCGCAAAGCACUUUGGGAUUGUUCACUUCUCCAUAAUGGAAUCAAAUCCAGUAAAUACGUGUUGGCUCUCAAAAGAGGAGGCCAUUUUGUUUUGUUGACUCUGAAUAUUUCAUAUGUACAGAAGGAAUUACAGAUAAUAUCAGAACAACUGAGUAAAGUGGAGGAGGAUUUAAAAUCUGCAGUUACCUCAGAGGAAUUUGGAUUCCGGUACUAUAUACUCUUCCCAAGGUCCACAAGGAUAGAGAAAAUCCCAGGUAUUAAGAUUUUGAGUGAAUUAAAGCAAAAGCUGGAUGAAGAAGGCAACAAGUGUUCCAUUUUGUCAAAGCAACAGAAGUUCAACGAUCACUGCUGUAUCCGAUGCUGUUCUCCCUUUACUUUUCUCAUCAAUUCCAAACGUCAGUGUCUGGACUGCAAGUUCAACAUCUGCAAAAACUGCAGCUCCUACCAAAAGAAAGAGAAGGCCUGGAUGUGUAACGUCUGCCAGCAAACAAGGCUCUUGAGAACCCAGUCAUUGGAAUGGUAUUACAACAAUGUGAAAAGUCGCUUCAAACGUUUCGGCAGUGCCAAAGUUCUGAAGAAUUUGUACAGAAAGCAUAGACUCGAAAGCGGAGCAAGUGCUGAAAUUUUAGAAGGAAGCUUUAUUGAUGAAAGUUUAGAAAAUGAAGGAAGCGUGUGUGGAAGUGACUCCACAUUCUACAGACAAACACAAGGGCACAGCAUGAUGGACACACUUUCAGUGGCCUUACGUGUGGCAGAAGAAGCGGUAGAAGAAGCAAUUGCCAAAGCUGAAUCAUACAGCGAUAGCUUGGAUAAACAGAAUGAGGCAUGUUACUUGCGGGAACACAAGGAAGAACUGAUUGAGGAGUUAGCUACAACCAUUGUUCAAAAGAUUAUCAAGAGGAAGAAAAGCAAAGGAGAGCAAGCUGAAGGAUUGUACGAGUGGCAGAGGUCUAGGGCUGAUGUGACUUCACCAGCUGCGUCUGAACAACAUUUAAUGACCCUUCAGGAGAGAGGAUUAGAUACACUUUGGAGAUCCCACUCAGCAUUUUCCUUGAUGAAUGAAGAUGUAACAAGUAGCAACACAGUAGGAAAAUCCAGUACACCAGAAUCACGGUGUCAGACGCAAAGGAGUCAUAAGAGAAGGCUGAAAGAACACAGACCUUCUACGUUGCCGAGCUGGAAAAGUGUGGACAGUCUAUAUGAUUCAAGCCCAUCUCCAGUUCUGCAGAGUUCAGACGGGAAUUGGGUAGCGCUACAAAGUAUAACAUUGCCUCCACCAAGAUUGCUUGCUCAGCCAAAAAGUCAAGUGUUCAAAUCUUUAGAGAAUGAGUCAAGUGUAGUCUCAGCCUAUGAUGAGAUGGGUUCAGACAGUGAUGAAGAAGUGGACUGGAGUUUAGCGCUAAAUGCCUACCGACGGAGAACAAGACAGUUGUCAGAAGAUUCUUGUUACACAGACUCUCAGUAUAACACCGAAUGGGCAUGUGGCAAUGAGUAUUAUCAGUCUGUAACUUCCCCAUCAUCUGGAUUGUUUACAAAUACCGAAACAAUGUAUUCUGACUCAGAAACCUCGUCUGUGAACUCUUUGAAGGAGAAUAGGUUGUCCGCUAAGUCCCUUAGGCCAAGUAGAAAAGUUCCAAGUGAGCAGACCCAUAAAGAACACACGUAUGGAAAGAUGGAUAUUAAUUUUAACCCUCAAUCUAUUAGUAUGGAAUAUUCAGACAGCAGCGAACCUGAAAAAACUGCCGAUGUUGAAAAAAGAUCAAGAAGAUGGAGAAAAGGCAAAGUAUCCCUUGAAGAGAUGGGAGAGGGGAGUAAUAGUGCAGCAAGAGUACAAAAAAGGACCACUCUGGGCACCAAUAAGGGCGUUACUGAUUUAUCAGAAACAGAAAUGAGCAGUGGUGACCAACAUCACAGAACUGAGUCCGAUUGUCUUGAACAACAGCUUAAAACACGAUUAAGCGAACUAACCGCCAAGAUUAGCGAUAAAGAAAUGUCUUCUGGGGAAGAACAAGAUUCAGAGCUUAGGAUGGAAACUGGGAACAGCGAAAUGUUGUCAUCAGAGGAGAAUUCCAAGUGUGUACAAGAGGAGAUAAAAAAGGAAAAGCGACAGGCUUUAGAGCUUCACUUAAAACUCCAAUUUUUGUCCUCAGUACUGCAACAGAAGUACUCUGCUGUGUCUCUCUGCAACAUAUCAACAGAAGUCCUUAAAGUCAUCAAUGCAACUGAGGAACUGAUAGCAGGAUCUACAGAUACAUGGGAUUCCCCAGAAAAUACUCUUGAGCGUGGGACUUUUCCUGUAGUUGAUGAUCCUCUCAAACUAGAUGAACAGCUGACCAAACUGGAAGAAAAUGUGUAUCUAACAGCUGGCACUGUCUAUGGAUUGGAAGGACAGCUGGAUGAGAUUGAGGACUCUGCACGCAAAAUCAACAGUGUGACUACAGAAAUUGAACUUGCCGAUCUGGAGGAUCAAGUGGCAACAGCAGCUGCCCAGGUUCAUCAUGCUGAGCGUCAGAUUUCAGAUAUUGAAAGUAGAAUAUCAGCUCUCAGUGUAGCUGGAUUAAAUGUUGCUCCAUGUGUGCGGCUGACAAGGAGAACCGAACCAACGAAUACUAAUCAGAUUCAAACAAUAGACACUUCAAGGCAGCAACGGCGAAAACUACCAGCAACUCCUCUGCAUGAUGAAGAACUUCCAGAACAUCCAGCAGUGAACGCCCUAAAGGCAUUUAACAGAAAUUUUAUGCUACAGGGAUCUUUAACUCAAAGAUCUAGAGAAUGGAAGAGUACGGCUAAAGAAGUCAUGGAACCUACUAAAGGCUCAACCAUAAUGUAUUAAAGACCCAAAUUUAUACUGCCAAAAAGUAUGAUGCCUAAAGCUGUACACAAGAGUGCCUUUAUCUGACAGCCAUUAUGUUAUCCAUAAAAGAAAUAGACCCUUGUGUGAUGUUACAAUGCCUAUAUCAUCAGGCUUUGUUCAGAUACCUCACUGGGAAUGGUCAACAUUAUGGUCUAACUGGAACUCUGCCUUAAGUUCUUCGGAGACACCAGGAAAAGGUUACUGAGUUUCAAGAAAGGCUCUGUGUUUUAUUAUGCACUUUUUUAUUUCCAUCCUUGUACAAACAGUAAUGUGUCCAAAACUGUUUUUGUAUUCUUCAUUUUUGAUGUAUUCAUAUACCAAAUGAAAUGAAAAAAAAAAGAGCAAAUGUUUUUGUUGUAAAGGUGUUUUCAAAAAUCUAUCUAGGGGGUCUUAUAUGGAUACUGUACUGUUUUCUAUUAGGUGCAAUUUGACUACUGAAGUAAGAUACUUCUAGUAUGUAAUUGCCUUCCAUAGUCACAUUAAAGUUCCUAAAGAGAUAUACUUGUACAAGUAUGCAUACAAAAUAUUUUGUGCAAUGUUAUCUCCAGUAGACUUGUGCAUUCGUUUUCUUCCGAUUUUCGGGUAUUUUCGUUAUCGUUUUAACAAACCAAAACGAACG
Molecule: messenger RNA, 4447 nt
Organism: Rana temporaria (common frog)
Lineage: Eukaryota; Metazoa; Chordata; Amphibia; Anura; Ranidae
Gene: MYRIP
Product: myosin VIIA and Rab interacting protein
Exons: 19
Coding region: 1-3807 (1268 amino acids)
Cellular component (GO): cortical actin cytoskeleton
Molecular function (GO): actin binding; myosin binding
Source: RefSeq, a predicted model, not a curated record